UGUCAAAUUGACAUCCACUACGUAAUUUUCAACGCAAUGAUAACCUUCAAAGUCAGCUUCUUGCUGUCUUUUACCCUCCGCCCUCAAACUGUCGCUGGAAAAAAGAAAGAGAAGAAAGGCGAUAAAAAUAAAGAAAAACCAGCGAAAAAGGAAUCGAAAAAGAAAAAAGUCACUGUCAAAGAUGAUGAUAAAGAAUCGUUAGUAAUCGUGUUUGGUCCUCAAGAUGUCCUUGGUGUAGCACAUGUGGAUUACGACUUAGUACCGGGUAGGAUCAAGUACGAUUUCGAUGUGGUGUGUUGGAAAACGGUCGCAACAAUAAGUACUCGAGAUGGAAGCUCAUUGAUUAGAACAGUGAUUAAAAAUGAAAAAGCGUGGGUUCCUAUCACCAUCGAACACUACAUUGAAUGCUUGAACACCGCGGAAGACAUAAAAAGAUUCAGGAACCACAUCGUUCAAUUCAGGUUGACCCACAGUGUACCAAAAGGUAUAGAGCAGAUGACAAUCAUGGUCAGACGCGACGAUGUACGGAACAACGACACUUUUGAAAAAUUACAACUUAUUAUCCACCCUGAUGAAGCGUUGAUGGCGAAACGAAACUAUGAUAGUCUGGAGGAGUACAUAAGGAACUUGAUAUUGAGUUGUGCGAACUAUCCGAAGAACGAAACUGUAUCUUGGUUCAAUCUACCGUAUAGAUGGGAAGAUUUUUACGAAAUUAUUGAUAAGGACGCCCAAGGAGAAACAGUGAAAUGUAAAGCGUUCGUGCUACCACCAACUGGACAAUUGGAACCGCAGGUCAAAGAAAUCAAAACCGCUGGUGCUAAAGGGAAGAAAGAGAAAAAUGAGCAGAAAUCAAAAAAUAAAAAGCUUGAUAAGAACUCAAAAUCUAGCAAGUCAUCCAAAACGACAGAAAAGCAACCAACUAGAGGUGAUUCUACUACUAUCCAAGUUCCUGGGGAAAUAUUUUUCACAGAUCCCGAUCUAGUGAUCUAUAAAAGUGAUACUCGUACGUUUGUUUUGGAUGACGUAUUCGUUUUAUUGUCUGUGAAACAGCUGAUGACCAGCACGCAGAAGUUGUCCAUGAACCCGCUCGUCAUCAAACUGAAAAAAUUAAGAAAACUACCAGCAGAUCUCCUGAAGAAGUUGGAAGUCCAUUCAGUUUACGCACAAUACGACAUUCCUUCGAUAGCCUGUUGUCGAUCUGCGAUUAAACCUCUUGCUGAAUACAUCCUCUUUGACGAAGCUCACAUAUUCUUCAACGACAAAGUACCGAAAAUCAAGGUCAUUGAGUUUAUGCAGACUCGUAGGCUGCUCGUAGAGAUAUACGGUAUCAGAACCGUCCAUCCCAAACAACCGAGCUAUGAUUUAUUUGGCACCGAUCCGACCGAUUUCAACAUAAGCAAAAUCAAGUUAACCACUUUCAAUCGCAAAGACAUAAUUGAGGAUACGACCAGUACUCACGUACUGCUUGCAGUUGCCUCCUAUGACCUCAGUUCUUUGGUAGACAAUGUGUGGAACUUUAGGGAACGAGCUCAAUGUCACGAGCCGAAUUUGACUUUGUUCCAACAGGGCAAAGGUUGGUGAUGAUGUUAUUGAGUAGAUAGACAGAUAUGCUGAGGAUUACAAUCAUUCUUAAUGACAAAGCUAACUUAGAACUAAACAUCUUAAGUUAUUUCGACAUGAUGGUCUACCGCGACGUAAUGACAGUGCCCGAGAUUCACUUCCCUCCUGGCGGGAAAAAAAUCAAAAGCCUCGUUCCAGAGUCAGUGUACCUGGAACAAGGUACCACCAUGCACAUCGAAGCAUACAUCCUAGCACCUCAGACGCCAUGCUUGGUGAUACAUAACCAACCCAACCUUUUCAAGCGAAUGCUGAUGGUCAUUUAUGACGAGCAAUUGGCCAAAGAUGUUUUCGUUGAAAUAUACACGAGGAAUAAGUUGAUAUUGCACGAAGCUAAGAAGAAGAGCGAGCAGAAUAUUGAUAUGGAGCUUAGCGAGGUUCUCACUGGGUUCCUGAUCGAUAACGGGAACAACUAUUUGAUGUUCGUCGAGGGCCUGAUGAACGGUUUUUUCGUUGAAGUUUUUCAUCUUGUGGAUAAGUGCAAUUUGAAGGUAGCAAAAAUUUUUUGCAACUACGAGCACGCUUUCGAGAAACGCCUCUACCAAGACUUCAUCUUCACCGGAAUCUACCCAAUCAUCUUGAAAAUCCCUUUACACGAUAUCUUGGCAAUCGGUGGUAUCUAUGUGCGUGGCAGUGUACCGAAACCCUGCAUGGAAGCACUGAAGAAACUGGACAUCUUGCUCCAAUCCAGGGAUUCCAAGUCUAUACAUCAAUACAAUCUCCUUCCAAAGCCUGAGGAGUUGAUCAGUUUCAAUCUGGAGUGGGGAGUUAGCAUGAGGUGGAAGGAAGAAAAACAACUUUUUGAUGUCAAUUUUUUGUUUUAAUCAGACGAUAAUAAAAUAUAUAACAAUGU
Messenger RNA from Acanthoscelides obtectus, 2470 nucleotides. NCBI's taxonomy places the organism in Eukaryota, Metazoa, Arthropoda, Insecta, Coleoptera, Chrysomelidae. The record is from the annotation of a GenBank genome assembly.